Aspergillus udagawae is the source of this 1254-nucleotide messenger RNA. Its product is annotated as RNA-binding protein. Gene Ontology annotation, biological process: mRNA splice site recognition. Gene Ontology annotation, cellular component: cytosol. The record is from RefSeq and is a predicted model, not a curated record. Gene Ontology annotation, molecular function: mRNA binding. The coding region runs from base 1 to 1254 and encodes 417 amino acids. NCBI's taxonomy places the organism in Eukaryota, Fungi, Ascomycota, Eurotiomycetes, Eurotiales, Aspergillaceae. The transcript is spliced from 4 exons.
AUGUCUUUCCAAAACUUUGACUCUUUCCAAAACCAGCACCCGUCAGCCGACGCUGCUGCUGCUGCUCCAGGCGCUCCAGCAACUGCGGAUACCACCAUGACCGGCCAGACUGACCCCACCACUGGCUCUUUCCAGGGCCCUGCCCCCGGCGAGCCCUCGGCCGCUCCUGUGUCUCAGCAAGGCAAUGAGGGAAAGACCACUCUCUGGAUGGGCGAGCUUGAGCCUUGGAUCGAUGAGAACUUCAUCCGCAACCUAUGGUUCCAGAUGGGUGAGCAGGUCAAUGUCAAGAUGAUCCGUGACAAGUUUUCUGGGAGCAAUGCCGGAUAUUGCUUCGUCGACUUCGCUUCCCCUGCCGCUGCUGCCAAGGCCCUCUCUCUGAACGGGACCCCCAUGCCCAACACCAACCGCGUGUUCAAGCUGAACUGGGCCACUGGCGGCGGUCUUGCCGAUAGAAGCCGUGACGACCGUGGUCCCGAGUACUCCAUCUUUGUUGGUGAUCUCGGCCCUGAAGUCAACGAAUACGUCCUUGUUUCUUUGUUCCAGAACCGAUUCCCGUCCUGCAAGUCCGCCAAGAUCAUGACCGACCCCAUCAGCGGCAUGUCUCGUGGCUAUGGUUUCGUUCGCUUCUCCGACGAGAACGACCAGCAGCGUGCUUUGACCGAGAUGCAGGGCGUUUACUGCGGCAACCGCCCCAUGCGCAUCUCCACCGCCACUCCCAAGAACAAGGGUCCUGGUGUUGUUCCGGGAGCCAUGGGCAUGCCUGGUCCCGCUGGCAUGUACCCCCCAAUGGGCGCUCCUCCCAUGGGAUUCUACGGUGCUCCUCAGCCCAUGAACCAGUUCACUGACCCUAACAACACAACCGUCUUCGUCGGUGGACUCUCUGGUUAUGUCACCGAGGAUGAACUCCGCUCUUUCUUCCAGGGAUUCGGCGAGAUCACCUACGUCAAGAUCCCUCCUGGAAAGGGUUGCGGCUUCGUCCAGUUCGUUCAGCGUCAUGCCGCGGAGAUGGCCAUCAACCAGAUGCAGGGAUACCCCAUCGGUAACUCCCGUGUGCGUCUCAGCUGGGGUCGCUCUCAGAACAACUCCGGCCCCGCUGGCAGCCCUUACCGCCCUGCUCCUCCCCCGCCUCCGAUGUACCCCUCUAUGGGCAUGCCCCCAGCGCACCAGUACGGUGGUUUCGCGCCUAUGAAGGUUGGUAGUCUCAAUAAUACUUCUGAAGCCCCUCGAUCAUCUGAUGAAGCUCAGUUUGAUUAA